UAUACUCGGUUGGCUUCAACCUGUAGACCUGUGUGAAAGGAGGAUAGAGUGGAGCGAUGCAUUGAGGGAGGGGUAGCCAUCGUUGUAACCACAAUUCAGAACAGUGAACUAUCUUUAGAAUAACAGGACUAGAAGGACGUCCCUCAGUCACGUUCAUUUGCCUGCAUGUUAAAUGUUGGGAUAUCUGCCUGUGGCACUGAGGAAGAAGCGCAUGUUUAAUGGCAUUUGGGAAGUCUUCGCGGUGUUCUCCGGGUAGAAGAGACAUUACGGCGCGAGUUAGCUAACGUUAGCUCGCUAACAAGCGGGCUGGCAUGGAUAUUUGACAGACUGCCAGAGAUCUCUUCAUGGAUCAUAGAGGACACAAAGAGAAACCGCUGCAUUUGUGAGCAUCACCAGUCACUAGAGAAUCUGACCCACAGGCCUAUCAUCAGGCUGACCUAAGUGCAUGUGGCCUUUUCAGUUGUUCAUAGACAUCUGUUGAGCAGCCCAAAGGCCUAUUGCUAUGCACUAUAAACCGAGAGACAUGAGCUGUGGGGAUGCAAGGAGGAGCAAGCUUUUUUUGCAGAGGACUCUCCCUGUGGUUAUCGGACUUCUGGUGACCCUGGUCCAGGGCACUGUGCCAGAACAGCAUGAAACACUGGUGGACAUGAUAUCUGUGGAACUAGAGGCCUCCAUGCAGUCCUCUGUGCUCUCUGAGCUCCAGGCUGCAACUUCUUCAGUAGGUGAAGGGCCGCCCACAGCUGUCCCAGAUUUUUCUGCAAAGAAUGAGGGAAUGCACACAAGCAUUCCUGACUCCUCAGCAAUUGUAGGCCAGGUGUUCCAGUUGAAGGUUCCACCAGGACCUGCCCAUGAAAGCUGCAAUGUCCAUCUCACUGAAAUGGGAAAAAAGACUUUACCCUCCUGGCUAUACUGGGACAAAGAAAGCUGCACUCUAAGAGGUUUGGCUCUGGAGCAAGAUAAAGGCGUAUAUCACAUAUUGGUGUCAGGGGAGGAGAUAACUGAGAAGACAAGCAGCCAAUGGUAUCCCAAUACAGUCUUCUCUGUUGAAGUAUACCCAGAAGAACGGGCAGACACUGAGCCAGCCCUGCUCACGCUACAGUCUGAUGUAAGUGGCCUACAGGCUUUCACCUGUGGCUCUGAGGAGCCUGUCACUGUCUUAACUGUCAUAUUGGAUGCUGAUUUGACAAAGAUGGUUGCUAAACAGAGGGUCAACUUAUUGGGCAUUAUGAGAAAAUUCUCACAUGUACCCUUGGAGCACAUGAGGGUGGUCCCUGUUGUCAACAACCGUUUAUUUGACAUGUCUGCUUUCAUGGCUGGACCAGGAAAUGCCAAGAAAGUGGUUGAGAAUGGGGCUUUACUGUCAUGGAAAGUUGGAUGUGCCCUUGAUCAGGGCAGCAUCCCUGACAUUAGCAGUGUCCAGUCCUCAGCAAAGGAUGGGACAAUGUCAGCCAGGCUGGGUUAUCCAGUAGUUGGCUGGCACAUUGUCAACAAAAAGCCUCAUGGAGUGAAACGGGUCAGGCGACAAUUGUACAACACUCCUACUCCUGUGCCAUCCAUUCUUCCUCCAACUAUUCACCAAGAGCCAUAUUCACGUGUUGUUCCUACCCCCACUUCACCUUCUAUUGCUCCAGCAACAGACAACUCUGCUCCCCCUGUCCGAGGGCCUUUGCCUCUUCCAGUUAAGCCUACUAUGAGGGUCAGAGAUCAGAUAGCUCACACACCUGUUUUUGGACCUCCCCAACCCACAAGAGUACUAGGAACUACAAGCACCAUCCCUAUUCAACCCACUAUGACUCGGCCUACAUUUGUGGAGGCUACGGCUGUGCCAACUCCACCAGGCACCAACAAAAGACCGAAACCGUCUUCCACAAGGAAACCCAAGAAACUCAAAACCACCACCCCAGCUCCCAGAGAACCAAAGUCUACCACUCCUAAACAACCAAGGCGUACAACUCCCCUCUCUCUGGCUCCAGACUUAAAUCGGAGCCCAGAGAUCCGAAAUCCCAUUGAUCAGGUAACUGCAUGGGUUGGCACAUACUUUGAGGUUAAAAUUGCUUCUGAUGCAUUCUAUGACUAUGAAGAUGGUACCACUGACAAGCUUCGCUUGACUUUGAAGAGAACCCCCAAAGAAGCGGUGAGUGAAACAUCAUGGAUACAGUUCAACAGCACUAUCCAGCUUUUGUAUGGCCUUCCAGAAGAGGAGCAUGAGGGGAAUCAUGAGUACUUCAUGUUGGUCACUGAUAAGGCUGGAAAGAGCAUAAUGGAUGCAUUUGUAGUUCGAGUCAACCGUUGGUCUAACAUGGAUAAACCAUCGGUAGUGUUUGCUGCCCGUUUUCAUGGUGACCCUAAUACUCUGAGCAAUGAUGUCCAUAAAAAGAUUCUUCUAAUUAAAAAGUUGGCAUAUGCCCUCGGUGAUCGAAACAGCAGCACCGUGACCCUGAGGAGCAUCACUAGUGGCUCCAUUGUUGUUGAAUGGACCAAUAACAGUCUCCAGCAGAGCCCUUGUCCAAAGGAUCAGAUCACAGUUCUCAGUAACAGGAUCUCAGAUCCCCAAGGAAAACCUAAGCAGGCCUUUAUUAAAGCCAUGGAGCCUGAAUUCAAACCCAUUAAUAUUUCUGUUCGUGGCACCAAUAAAUGCCAAAGCUACACAUUUAUUCCACCAGGAGAAGUGUUUAUACCCAUCCUCCCUACAGCUACACCUUCACCUGGGACAGACCGAGUAAGUAGUGAUGAUGUUUAUCUGCACACUGUCAUUCCUGCUGUAGUUGUAGCUGGCUUGUUGCUCAUAGUUGGAAUCAUUGCCAUGGUCUGUUAUCGAAAGAAGCGCAAAGGGAAGAUGACUAUAGAGGAACAGGCCACUUUUAUCAAGAAAGGAGUUCCCAUAAUAUUUGCAGAUGAGCUGGAUGAUUCCAAAUCACCUCCAUCCUCCAGCAUCCCUCUUAUUCUACAGGAAGAAAAGCCCCCACUUCCUCCCCCUGAGUAUCCCAACAUGGCUGGCCCCCACAGUACCCUACUCAAUCAGGAUCUCCUGGAGGAAUAUUCAGUUUAUCAAGAUGAUGAUCCAAAUGCACCACCUUACCAGCCCCCACCACCAUUCACAGUCCCCAUUGAGGGAAAAGGCUCACGUCCUAAGAACAUGACGGCAUACAGGUCGCCACCUCCCUAUGUGCCUCCCUAACGCACACUGAGGCUUUCAGUUUGGAAAGCAGGUGCACUGUAGGGAUGCUUCUCGGAAUUGUCUGCAGGAGUAAUUUUACAUGUGUUCAUUGAGAUGGCUUUGACUUUGUAGAGGAGCAGGUAACCAUAUAUCUUUGACCAUCUUGGAUAAGACACUGUAACGUACAAUUCAACAACUCUCACAGGACAAAUGGAUGGAAAACAGUUUGUAAUUCCAGCACUUUUUUUUCUGUCCUUCAGACCUGCUUUUGACUUCUUGCAUUGCUUAUUUGUCUGUUUCUUUUUCCUUUUUUUCUGUCAAGAGGA
Melanotaenia boesemani (Boeseman's rainbowfish) is the source of this 3483-nucleotide messenger RNA. Its product is annotated as dystroglycan-like. The coding region runs from base 503 to 3178 and encodes 891 amino acids. The record is from RefSeq and is a predicted model, not a curated record. Gene Ontology annotation, molecular function: laminin binding; calcium ion binding. The transcript has 3 exons. Gene Ontology annotation, cellular component: dystroglycan complex; dystrophin-associated glycoprotein complex; basement membrane. Gene Ontology annotation, biological process: axon guidance; muscle attachment; nerve development. Lineage: Eukaryota; Metazoa; Chordata; Actinopteri; Atheriniformes; Melanotaeniidae.